Strongylocentrotus purpuratus (purple sea urchin) is the source of this 8173-nucleotide messenger RNA. RefSeq names its product fibronectin. The record is from RefSeq and is a predicted model, not a curated record. The transcript has 30 exons. Gene Ontology annotation, molecular function: protein binding. NCBI's taxonomy places the organism in Eukaryota, Metazoa, Echinodermata, Echinoidea, Camarodonta, Strongylocentrotidae. The coding region runs from base 452 to 7540 and encodes 2362 amino acids.
UUGCGGUGCUGGUGGAGUGAUCCGGAGUACGCUGAGCUGAGCGGAUUAACAAGUGUUGGUAGAUUUUUCAAUUUAAAUGAACAUCUCUUUGUGAGUCGAUUCAUCAUUGUGACCAAUCUUUGGUGUACGACCUUCUUUCAAAAUCCCGGGUGUAAAGGCAAAGAAUGGACAAGGAGUCUUGAACCUCCAGAUCGACAGCACCACCUCCUUCGGUUUUGAAAUCUCAUGGUCGGUGAUAGGAGCCUGGGACUACUAUGUCAUUAGUGCCUCUUUAGAAUCUGUUGAGGAAGCCCCUGGAUAUCCUAAGAACUCCACCUCAACGUCUGCACAACUGAUCCAUCUGUACCCUGAUACAGCUUAUGAUAUUCAGGUACAACCUAAACUGAACAAUGGAGAAGAAGGCCAACUGGACACUACAUCGGGCACAACUGAUGUCUCCCACAUAGAGGUGAUGGUAAGGAGCGAAACCUUUAUCAGUGUUGCUUACACCUUGCCCGAGGACCAGCCAUCUUCCAAUCAGCAAAUAAGACUUGGUCAUUUCGGGAGUACAUUGCAGAUUUUUGGUAGUCAGCCAGCAAAUAAUAUUGGGAACAUCAUCUUCGAUUCAUUUCCCGCUGUCUCACCAGGAGAUCUACUGUACGCAUCAAAUGCUCCAUCAAGUGACCCGACCAACUACUUGAAUGAGAUCCACUUCAGAUAUCCUUCAAGUCCCCCCCAGAAUGUCAUGGUAAAUCCAUCUCCAGGCGAUGCUUUUGAAGUGACCUUCGACCUUCCAGCAACUGGUGGAAACUAUGAUGGAUUUAAGAUCCGUGUCAACGACGAAGUGCGGGAGACUCUGAUGGGCAGUGCCACGACGUCGGUGAUCAUCAACAGUUUGGCCCCAAAUACGCUGUAUACGUUCAAUGUGACGUCAUUUGUGGGUAUUGGUGGGGAUGAAGCAGAAAGCGAAAUUUUUACUGACACCAGAAUUCUAGGUUCGAGCAUGCCUGACAUUACUGUUCUCAACACGACGGAGUCCAGCAUUGCAUUAGGUCUCCAGCCUGGCCACGGUGUUCUAGAUGAGUACAUCAUCACCAUUCAAUGCAUGGACGCUACUCAAGACCACUGUGUUUGCGAAGAAGAACACAGAGUUCCAGGAAAUGCAAAGACCUUCGUCAUCGAUGACCUUCGACCCAACGUUGAGUACGGCAUCAGUGUUGUAGCAUGGGCUGGAUCAGAACUAGCUGAAACCAGUGAAGAAGUUACUCUGGAACAAAGGACUCUGUCGAUUCCUAAUAAUCGCUUCACGGUUUUGGACCAGACACCAGAUAGUGUCAUCUUGGCCUGGACAGUGAGUGGGCCGGCUAAUAUCACCAUGGAACGUUUGAUGCCCAGUGGUUAUGUCCUUAAUGCCACAUACGUGUACGACGGUUGCUUCAGCUCUAACGUGCUUGAGGUCAGUGGUCUGGAACCCGUCACAAUUUAUCGCUUCACCAUGCCGGACGAUGUUUCAAUUCUCAUCAGAACAGAUCCUCCUUCAAUUGAAAGUUGUUCCGUGGAGACCACGUCUUCAGGCUACACUUUUACUUGGUCAGCCUUAGCCCCUGGCAGUAACGAUGGCUACCAGGUGACCGUCACCGAUUCACAGGGUGGCCUCGUGCAAGAAGAGGCAGUUCCUCCCACAGACAACCCAGAAGUGGUUAAGAUAAGGGUCCCACCAGAAACCGAACUCACACUGGCAGUUAUUUCAAGGUUGGCAGCUGAUGACACAAACAACUUUCCUCAGCAGUUUGGGGCCGUGCCCUGUAUUCAAAACGCUGUCACUAAGUCACUGGUAGCUGGGGAAGUAUCUCCCACGAAUGUAACUGUCAAUGAGAUCCCCUUCGUUGUGGGUAACGCCAGUGCCCUGGAAGGAUUCGAGGCUUAUGCCUUUGCGGUAGAGCCACCUGGCCCUGUGAUCAGCUUCAACGAGGAUAGUCUGACAGGAGUCUACAGCAAUGUCAUCCCUGGACAGCUAUACACCAUCACCUCCACCAUUGUAGGCACAGACGUCACAUUCACCCUUAAGGAAAGAGCAAAACCGUUGCCACCUGUCGAUGGCAGCUCACCAUCUGCUGGUGUCACGUCUGUCCGUCUCCAAUGGGGAACACCAAGUGGCAUCGUCACCUUCUACAGGGUGACAAUAAACCCAACCCUCGACACGGAUCAGAACUUCAUCGAGGUUACGAACCUCCUGCCAGGCACGGACUACAAUGUGUCUAUUGUGGCUAUCAGUGGCACUGGGCUAUAUCAGCAAAUAAGCGAUCCGAUUGAGUUCCAGGUCAUAACUGAUAUUUUGACGACCGGGGAGCUCGUCUUUGUAGAUGUGACUUCUUCAUCUAUGACUGCCAUUUGGCCGGACAGUGGUUCACCGCCAUAUGAGCUAUUUAUCAUGAUAGGAACUGAGACAAACAUACUUUCUGCCCCGAGUCCCGAUGGCAACAUGCUCAUCGUAACAGAAGGUGUGAAGUCAUCACAGAUUUAUGUUUUCACUAUCUACGAUUCCACUUUUGCAUUUGUGGUGGCAAAUAAUUCUGUUCGAACAAAUCCUGAAACCCCACAGCCACCAAUCCUGACCAGCGUAGGACCUUUCAGUCUGUCCUUUGAGUGGGCCCCUACCAACACAACCUUCUCAUCCUACAGGAUGUACUAUGCCCCUUUUUCUUUCAGAAGAGAACUUGUAUCCACGAUUCCGAGUAACAGCUUGGACCUGACGUACAGCCAGGGGUGUCUGAGACCCAACACGGAGUACGUUUUUGAGGUAGAGACUGUUUUGGAUGCAGCUGACGGGUUUGGUGAACAGACAAGCGAUUCUGCACAGUCAAUCUCGAUCACAACAGGUCAAUACGACAACAACGAGCCCCACGUCUCCAGCACCAACAGCACCAACCUUCAGGUCAUCUGGCUACAUGCUGCCACCAACGGUCAGCAAGUGUGUCUGAAGGAACUCUGCAGCACCCUACGAGGUGACUUGCCCAUGUGUCUCCCAACCAACCAGACGUGCCCGCUGUUCUACACCUUCGAGGGGCUGGUACCUGGCAGGAGAUAUGUGGUCUUCGUAGAAUACAAUGACGGGACAAUGGAGGAUGUCAUUUUCACGCAAACAAAACCGAACCCUCCAGAGUCCCUCAGCGCUACUGCUCUUGGUUCCGAUGAGAUUAGAGUCCUCCUCUCCCCACCCCAGGGAGAGUUUGACGGUUACGAGCUCUCCUUCUCUCCUAAUUCCGCCGGUGGUCCCAUCUUGCUUGAACCAGACACGCGGGAGCAUCUCCUGUACAAUCUCCAAAGUUAUACUACUUACAACAUCCAGGUGUUUGCUUAUAGUGGAAGCAAUGGACAACUGCUAAAGGGUGAUGUGAUCUCAACAACAGCCACCACUGACAAAGAAAUUCUCAGUGCUACGAACAUCGAGACCAAUCAGAUCUUCGUCUUGUGGUCAACGGAAACAGAGAUGCUCGAUGUCGACUUCUUCCAGAUGUUCAGACUCUCGUACUCCUCGAUGGUGUCUGAUUCAAUCCUCAUCCCCAAAAAUGCCAUGUCUACCAGCAUUGGGUAUGGCCAUUCAGUCACAGACCUAGUGCCAGGAGAUCUUGUCACGUUUAACCUUGAGACUGUCACGUCAAGUGGCCAGGCUACUUUAGUAGACACCAUCGUCCGCCGAACAAAGCCUGAAAUGGUUGCAAUGUACCAAGUACAGACAGAUUCAUCAACUAGCAUCCGGCUGCUGUGGAGAGCGCCAUCUGUUGGCCUGUACCGGGGAUAUCUCGUAUCGUACUCGCCAGCCGACGGAGACCAGAGCUCGCCCAUAGAAUUAGGGCCGGAUGAAGAACAAUUGACCAUCACUGGACUUCAGUUUAACCAGAUGUAUAAUGUCAGUAUUAGGUCGAUCAUGGGGCAAGAAGGCACCUACGUUGAGAGUGAUCCAGCAUUUGAAAUGGUUACAACAGGCGAGGGCGAAGAAAACGAGGUCAAUAUCCGCGACCUUACUUCAACGUCUGUAUCCUUCACCUGGUGGGGGACUGGAUCGGUUGAAUCCCCCAUCGGACUCAUGCCCAUCGGAAGCUGCAUGGCGGAAGAACCACCUGAACAGGAAGUGACUUCUAGAGCGGCGACAUUUGAUGACCUUAUGCCUGGUGCCAGAUAUGCUAUUUCCGGCAUUGGUGGAGAUAAUGCAGAGUUUAUAGCAGUGCCUGACCAAGUAAGCAACAUCGUCGUGAAAUUCAUCAACUCUAGUGCGGUCACCUUUAGCUGGACGGCGCCCUCUGGCUGCUACGACCGGAUAGAGAUCAGUUACGCCCCAGACACCUGCACCAACCCGUCACCAAUUGUGCUCAAUCACGAUGAAGGCAAUGAGUACACUCUGACUCUUCUACAAGCCAACGAGGAAUAUCAGUUAUCCUUUGUUACUCUUCAAAUGACAGCCAGGAGCGAGCCCUAUGUAGCCAGCGUACGCACAACAUGCCCUGAAAAGGAGAAACUCAAUGUGGGCUCUGUACAGGCAGACAGCAUUUCCCUCACCUGGGGAAACACUACCCAGGCCACUGCAACCGGUUUCACACUUGUGGCCACGCCCGAAUCUUCCACCCCCAUCAUCAGGGAGCUGGAUCUGUCUGUGUUAGAAUACACAUUCGAUGGAUUGAUGAGUGGAGUGGAGUACACUGUAGUGCUCUAUGUGAACGGCACCGCAAUCACUGAUAGUGUUACACAGACUACGUGUCCAAGUGAAGCCCAGAAUGUGACUGUAAUCUUCUCUACCCAAACUUGCCUGACCUUCGCUUGGCUUCCACCAGAGGGGAACUUUCACAGCUAUGAGGUUUUUGUCAGACAUGGCAAUCCUCCAGUGUUUGUCUUAGAGCGGACUGUUUAUCCAGAUGAUGAUCUGAAUGUGUUGGUAGAGAACCUCGAUGCCAGCACACUCUACACCAUCGGUGUGGUCACCGUUGUUGACGGAUUUAAGGGGAUGCCCGCCCUCGCCAUUCAGCGAACAACUGAUAAUCUUGUGAUGACCUCAACCGUGGCUGGUGAUAGCCAGGCUGUGACAGUCUCUUGGCAGAGACCUGAUGGCGCUGACUACUUCAACCUGGUGUACAUUCCAGAUAACGGCGACAUGGCCAAUAGUGAUUUGACCAACCUCACUGACCUCUCGGUGACCAUCGGUAGCCUGACACCUGGCAAGAGAUAUGUCUUUAUUCUGUCUGUUCACGACAUGGAUGGACAAAGCGCUUUGCUGGCGCAGACUUCAUAUACUCUCAGACCAGAGAGGCCAUUAAUCCUUGACGUAAUGUCUUCUGUAACUAUUGCUGCAAUGGCCGUAACAGCACAGGAAGGAGUGUAUGAAACGUACAAGAUUAGUAUAAGUCCAUCAGGCAGAACUUUCCAGGGUGACCGGGCAGCAUUGAUCUUUCAGUACAUAUCAGGGCUUGAACCCGACACAGACUACAUAGCCACUGUUACUUUCAAGACCGGUGAUGAAGAAGCAGAAGCGGACUAUGAAUUUGAAACAAAUCCUCUAAGAAUGGAUCAACUUUAUUCAGAUGAGGUAACAACCGAUUCUAUUGGACUUGUCUGGGAAGUGAUUCCUGACACAGACACAUAUGCCAUUCAACUCGACGACAGGUUAUUCUUCACUCUUGAGACUUCAUAUGUACUGACUGGUUUAAAGGCUGGUACCGAGUAUUCCCCUACUCUUUUGGUCAGGAAGACGGGGAUGACUGAAUUAGAUAAUGUAGAUACUACCGCUAUUUAUACAUUACCAGAACCAGUCUUGUUCUUUGAAGUGAAGGAAAUUAUUGACAACAACGUCACUUUUGUUUGGAGUGGCCCAUCCUCAGACUUUGAGGGAUAUGGUCUGGCUAUCGCACCACCAAUCAACAGUUUCACUUCAUCUCUCGAUGAGAAGGAGAUUACCAUACAGGUCAACACAAAUAAAGAGUUCCUAGCCUCAAUCUACACCUAUGCCGGACCUUGGUCUAGUGAGCCUUCAACACUGAAUGUCAUCAUAGACCCAAGGGAACCUGGGACUAUUGACGUGGAAGAUUUGACCUCGACAUCCAUCUCAAUCACGUGGAUCGAGAUAGCAGGAAUCACUGACUACAUUGUCAACCUCACCCUGGCAAGCAACAACACCGAGCUGUUCUCAGGAGUCAUCAGAAGUUCCCGCAAGGCCAGCUUCUCAGGACUUAUGCCGGGAGAGGAGUACAUCAUCAAAAUUGGGUUGCAGUGCGCUGGAGAAGUUCUCUCUCUUCGACAGUUCACAUUACCUCUUGAGCCGGUGUGCGUCGUCUUUACUUGGGUCACCGAAGACUCUGUCACCCUGCAGUGGUCUCGACCUGAAAGCCAGCUCUUCGGUUACGAGAUCAUGUACGACGAUGGCAGUGGUCCGUACAGUCCUAUUAAUGUGUUCGACAGGAACUCUUUGCAGUUGGAGAGAACGAUCAUGGGUUUGAUGGACGGAUCAGGUGUUGAGGUGAAUAUCACCACGCUCGCUGGUACAGGAAUAGCCCAGACCAGAAGCAACUCCGUCAAGAUCAGUCCAAACCCAAGGGAACCUGGGACUAUUAACGUGGAAGAGGUGACCUCGACAUCCAUCUCAAUCACGUGGACCGAGAUUGCAGGAAUCACCGACUACAUUGUCAACCUCAACCUGGCAAGCAACAACACUGAGCUGUUCUCAGGAGUCAUCAGAAAUUCCCUCAAGGCCAGCUUCUCAGGACUGAUGCCGGGAGAGGAGUACAUCAUCGAGAUUGAGUUGCAGUGUGCCGGAGAAGUUCUCUCUCUUCGACAGUUUACAUUACCUCUAGCGCCAGUGCGUGUCGUCUUUACUUGGGUCACUAUAGACUCUGUCACCCUGCAGUGGUCUCGACCUGAAAGCAAGCUCGUCGGUUACGAGAUCAUGUACGACGACGGCAGUGGUCCGUACAGUCCUAUCAAUGUGUUCGACAGGAUCUCUUUGCAGCUGGAGAGAACGAUCAUGGGUUUGAUGGACGGACCAGGUGUUGAGGUGAACAUCACCACGCUCGCUGGUGCAGGAAUGGCCCAGACCAGAAGCAACUCCGUCAAGAUCAGUCCAAUUCCCACAACAACCUCUUCACCUACUGUUUCUUCUCCACCAAAAUCAACUUCUGCUGGAGGUCCUUCAAUUUCCAUAGUGGUAGGAAGCGCUGUUGGUGCUAUUCUUGUGAUUGUUGUCGUUAUAGUUCUCAUCAUCAUCCUUUACAAGCGAAGAAGCAAUGAAUCAGCGACUUCUAAGUCUGAAGGGAGGGAGUCCGAAUCGUCUCCGCAGUAUGAGAACCCUGUAUUUGAUCAGUCACAGACAGACCCCCAUACCUACCAAGACUUGAAUACUAUCACCCAUACCUACCAAGAUUGUAAUAACGAUGAUCAGAGCUACGAUGAUACUGUCGACCCUCAUACCUACCAUAAACCUGAUCAAGAAGAUAACUACGAAGAAGUGAAUGAUGCCAAAGAGAAAAAUUAUGUCAACGAUACUAUGAUAAAACAAAAUAAAGAAUUAUUGGGCUGAUUAAGAAUUGAAUACAUGAGAAGAGGAUAGAUCCAAGUCCAUCAUAAUAAUUUGGUUUAAAAAAAAGGUUUUUAUAAUUUUGAAAGGGCAAAAUAUUUCCAGUCUUUAUUCAUUACAUAAUAUAUGUCCGUGUAUCAAUUAUUCCGUGAAGAUGAAAGCAUGUUUUACAAAUUAUAAUAAAAUAUUAACAUUUAUCUUAAAAACUGGAGAGAAAAAAAUCUAUGCUGAUGGACUUGGGCGCUUCCUCUCGUAUAUCCAAAUAGAAUACAAAUAUCCUCUUCAUUGAAAUUUGUUUUCUAUUGUUAUUUUCUGAAUAAUGUGAUUGAUGUAUAAGGACGAAAAGUUAUCAAAAUAUAUCAUGGCUUAUUUUCAUCCUGUGCUCCUUCUUCGUUUUCACAAUGUCUACUCGAGUUAUUCCCAAAUACCUUGAUAUCAACGAUCAGUAGAAAGAUUCCCUUUGAAAUACCAUGGUUAGCAGAAGUCUGAUAAAUUCGGGUAAAUAAAGUUGAAGACCUUAGGUCCCACCAAAACGUGAAAAUCAGGGUAUGAGACUAAUUCUUUAAAUGGAUUCAUUAUACUGAUCUUCUGUCAUUGAAGCACUGUCAGUUUCUGAAUAAUUUGAUUGAUGUAUUU